AAAUGAUUUAUGCUAUUUCAUAUCUGAAUUAAGUUUAUUAAAUAGAUGUUCUCAAUCAAAAAAUGAACAGUUUAAUGAUAAGAUUAAACUCUAUAAUUUCUAUUUCACAGAUUGGUAGCUAUAAUAUCUAUCAGACAUCUUAAGAAAUAAUAUUCUAAAAUAUGAAUAAGCUCAAUUCAGUUUAUUAGAUCAUACCUAUUUCUUCGCAUUAAUUAGAGAUAGUGCAGCUUUCUCAAGCCUAAGACAUACUUCAGAAUUUUAAACUAAUAUUAAUAACUUUUCCUAUAUAAAUAUGUGUCUUAACAGGAAGUUUCGAUGGCUAAAAUUUAAAAUACUCUGAAAAGUAGUGUUCAUCCCAGCUUAAUUAUAAAAUUAGUUCUACUUUAUAGAUUAAUGAAAAUAUAACUUUAAUACUGCAUACUAAUGGAAUGAUAAGUAUUAUCAAUAACAAUAUAAACACAGCUGGAAUAGCUGAAAUUUUACUUUAAUAAUAAUGCCAUAAUAAAAAAUAUUACAUAUAAAAUCUGCAAAAUUAUAAAAUUUCUAAUUCUACAACAGAAAUUUAAUACUUUUUAACUUAUUCGAUUGAUCUAUCUAUAAAAUUGUUGUAGUUAACAAUUAAUAAAACUAAGAAUUAAUACAAGCUAAAUCAAAUUUAUUUCUAAUAAUUUGAUAACAAGAUACUACAUGUUAUAUUAACAAAUGACUAAAAAUAUGUAAUAGUAGGUCUUUUGAAUGAAAGAAAUAUCUAGAAAAUCUGUAUUUAUUGCCAGAUAAAUAACACAACUUUAAUAUUUUAAAGCUUUUUCUAGCUCCCUUUUUCCAGAAGCAAGUACUAAAUUCAAUUAUAUGAGAAAUAAAACUAUCUACUAGUUUUUUCAAGCUAAAUGUUCAUACUUUUUGAUUUUUUAAUAACAAAUCCUCUUUUUAUCUCUACACAAAGUUAUCUCAAUAACUUAAUAGCUGAUAUAUAAGUAGUAAGCAGUAAUUAAAUUGUCAUUUCAACUUAAAAUAAUGUAUAACUACUUAAUUUAGAUUUUUAAUCAUACAAAUACAGCUUUUAUGGAGCAACAACCCAGCUUUUUAUUUAGCAAAAUUAAAACCUAAAAAUUUUCUUUGCAAAUAUCGAAACAAAUCCUUUAGACCAAUCUUAUUAUGUAUUUAAUUUGAUUGGUUAUGAUUUAGGAUUGAACGAUGUGGUAUUUUACAAGAUACCAAUUAUCAGUAGCAAUGAAAAUUAUGCUUGCUUAGAAGUUUUUGAAAAUCCUACUCAAAUCAUGAUAUAAAAGAAAAUAGAUGGAUACUAACAACUUCAAAAUUCUCUUACCGUUCAAGUUAAAAAUUACCAAUUUUAAUUGGAAUUCACUUAAAACCUUCUUAAUUAAAAUAAUACUUACAUUCAAACUGCUUAUCCAAUAAUAAUACCUCACUAAUCAAAUAAUUUAAAACAAUAACUUAUAUUCACUGGUGAAAAAAUUUAUUUAGAUAAAAUAGAUUUUAUUAGCAUAUAAUGUGUUGAUUCAGAGUUUAACCUAAGUCGCAUUCAGGAAUUGCAGCUUUUAUUUCUUAGUACCCGAUUUGUAGUUAAAAUAGUACAAAGUAUCAAUAAUCCAAAACAAUAAUAUUGA
This is a messenger RNA of Tetrahymena thermophila SB210, 1628 nucleotides long. RefSeq lists its product as hypothetical. Lineage: Eukaryota; Ciliophora; Oligohymenophorea; Hymenostomatida; Tetrahymenidae. The transcript has 2 exons. The record is from RefSeq and is a predicted model, not a curated record.